Juglans microcarpa x Juglans regia is the source of this 1655-nucleotide messenger RNA. Its product is annotated as 3-ketoacyl-CoA synthase 15-like. Gene Ontology annotation, biological process: fatty acid biosynthetic process. Gene Ontology annotation, cellular component: membrane. The coding region runs from base 87 to 1610 and encodes 507 amino acids. Lineage: Eukaryota; Viridiplantae; Streptophyta; Magnoliopsida; Fagales; Juglandaceae. The record is from RefSeq and is a predicted model, not a curated record. The transcript is spliced from 3 exons. Gene Ontology annotation, molecular function: acyltransferase activity, transferring groups other than amino-acyl groups.
GCUUUAAUUUAGCUUACACUGAUUUGGAUUACUCUUACUGGGUCGUUUUCAUAGCGUAAAAUUGAUUAUUUAAUUCCAUAAUCAUAAUGGCAGGAGAGCAGGAGCAAUUUUCAGCCGAAAAUUUGAAUCGGGGUGUUGAGGAAUCGGUGCCCAAUGCUGGGUCUUUUUAUUUCUCCGUGAAGGUCGGGCAUAGGUUGCCGAAUUUUCUUAAUUCGGUUAACCUGAAAUAUGUGAAGCUCGGUUAUAGUUAUCUCCUUAGUCAUCGCUUUUAUGUCUUGGUUGCACCAGCUCUCAUAGUGAUGUUCGGUGUCGAGUUAAAAAAGCUCACAUGGGAAGAUUUCUGUCAUAGACGCAAUCAAACAGAUGCUCUCUUUAUAGUUGGAUUGUUGGGUUUAGCUCUAUAUAUUUAUCUCGACUUGACACCGCGGUCCAUUUAUUUAGUUGAUUUUGCUUGUUAUCGCCCACCAGAUGAGCUUAAGAUCUCGAAGGAGGAGUUCAUUGAGUUAGCAAGAAAAUCUGGCAACUUCAGUGAUUCCGCGAUUGGAUUUAAGCAACGAAUUCUCAAGAAUUCAGGUAUAGGUGACGAGACCUACAUGCCCCGAGCAGUUUUCCGCCCUGGUUACAAAUUAACACUGAAGGAUGCUCGAGAAGAAGCAGCGACCGUCAUGUACGGUGCGAUAAAUGACCUUCUGGCAGCCACCAAAAUCAGGCCACUGAACAUAAGAAUUCUAGUUGUGAAUUGUGGAGUCCUAAAUACCACUCCAUCGCUGUCAGCUAUGGUAAUAAACUAUUUUAAGCUUAAGCACAAUAUUCACAGCUUUAACCUUGGUGGCAUGGGUUGUGCUGCUGGAAUUAUAGCCAUUGAUCUAGCUACAGAUCUUUUACGUGCGUAUCCGGGCUCAUAUGCUUUAGUAGUGAGCACAGAAGCCGUGACCUACUCGUGGUACAACGGUCAAGAGUUUGACAUGCUCCUUCCAAAUUGCUUCUUUCGAAUGGGGGCUGCAGCCAUGUUGCUAUCAAGCUCCCGCCUUGACAGAUGGCGCUCCAAGUACGAACUCGAGCAGCUGGUUCGAACUCACAAAGCCAUGGACGAUAGGAGCUUCAAAAGCAUACGCAUGAGGGAAGAUGCAGAAGGCAGGCAAGGUAUCUCGGUGAGCAAAGACGUGAUUGAGGUGGGAGGCCAAGCGCUGAAGGCACAUAUCUCCACUCUUGGCUCGCUAGUCCUACCCGUUUGUGAGCAAGUGCAUUCCUUCUCCAAUUUGCUCUUUCAGAUGAAGAAAGUCAAGCCUUGCGUUCCUGACUACAAACUUGCUUUAAAGCAUGUCUGCAUAUUGGCAACAAGCAAGAAGGUGUUGGACGAGAUACAAAAAAACUUGGAGCUCACAGAUGAGUACAUGGAGGCGUCCAGGACAACGUUGGAGCGGUUCGGGAACACUUCGAGUAGCAGUGUUUGGUAUGAAUUGGCAUACUUGGAGGCAAAAUCUAGGAUCAAGAGCGACGAUCGAAUUUGGCAAAUCGCUUUCGGGUCGGGAUUCAAGUGUAAUAGCAUUGUUUGGAAGGCUCUUAGGAAUAUUGGGAAGCCCAAGCAGAGUCCGUGGGUUGAGGAUUAAUUAAUUAAUUCUAUCCGCAGGUAGGUGAAGAAAGAAAAGGAUGUA